GUGUUUCUUCUGCGGAGUAUCGCUGUGCCGAUGGGAGCCGGACGACCUUCCUCUUUCUGAACACGCCGAACACGGGAGUUCGUGCUUGUGGUUGCGGCGCAAGACGAAGGAAACCCUGAUUUCUAAGAUUAAUUUUGCCUCCGAAUUCGGAUUCGACAGCGACGUGAUCGCAAAGGUCGUGAGCGAUCAUCUCGAGAAGAAAGGACAAGUGUUCUCGUUGACAAACGAAGUUCUGAUCUCGAGCAUAAUCGACUUCGAUGAAAAUGGGGCCGACGACAGGAAAAAGGACGGGGUAGAAGAUCCGUCGAAACAAGAGGGCUUGGUGUCUCUGAUCGCCGAACUUCGCUUGGAAGAAGAUGCCGAAGACGAACGCCCGGAACGAAAAGAAGAGGAAGAAGGAGUUCGUGCGCCCGUCGAAAGCUAUACGAACAAGGUACGCGUCGGCGGCGGCGACGACGACGACGACGACGAGAAAUCUCGCGGAGAUCUAUUGAGGGAACUUACCGAUCUCAAGGACGAGAUGUCGUGCAAGGUGUGCAUGGAUCGCGAUUCGAACGUCCUCCUGACUCCGUUGUGUAUAAGAGACAGGAGUAGCACCGGCGAUGCUGCAUAUAACCAAUUAGCGUCGUGUCCGAUCUGUCGUACAAAAGUCGGUGAGGUCGUCAAAGUUUACCACAGUUAG
Molecule: messenger RNA, 682 nt
Organism: Anneissia japonica
Lineage: Eukaryota; Metazoa; Echinodermata; Crinoidea; Comatulida; Comatulidae
Exons: 1
Source: RefSeq, a predicted model, not a curated record